AGAGAGAGCACGAACAUGGCAGAGAAUCAGGAAUUGUUCUGUUGCGCCGUCUGUCUGGAUCUACUGAAGGAUCCGGUCACUACUGCCUGUGGACACAGUUACUGUAUGGGCUGUAUAAAAGAAAGCUGGGAUCAGGAAGAUCUGAAAGGUGUCUACAGGUGUCCCCAGUGCAGACAGACCUUUAUACCAAGGCCUGUUCUGAAGAGAAACAUUGUGCUGGCUGAAGUGGUGGAGAAUCUGAAGAAGACAGGACUCCAGGCUGCUCCUCCUCCUGCUCUGUGCUAUGCUGGACCUGGAGAUGUGGCGUGUGAUUUCUGCACUGGGAUCAAAAAGCAGAAAGCCCUCACGUCCUGUCUGGUGUGUCUGGCCUCUUACUGUGAGAGUCACCUACAACCUCACUAUGAAUCUCUUGCUUUCAAGAAGCACAAGCUGGUCAAAGCCACCGCACAACUACAGGAGAAGAUCUGCUCUCAUCAUGACAAACUGCUGGAGGUUUUCUGUCGUACUGAUGAGCAGUGUAUCUGUUAUCUGUGUGCAAUGAAUGAACAUCAAGGCCAUGAUACAGUGUCAGCUGCAGCAGAGAGGACUGAGAAACAGAGGCAGCUGGGGAUGAGUCAGCAGAAGGUCCAGCAGAGAUUMCAGGARAGAGAGAAGGAGCUGAAGRAGCUCCAACAGGCUGUGGAKUCUCUCAAGGUGAGUAUUGUUGACCAGAGGAGACACACCAUUUCACUUCUCUCCUCCAGUGACAAUACACAUCCCAGAAGCCACAUGCAACUGAAGCAGGAGAUAGCUGAGCUGAGGAAGAGAAGCACUGAGCUGAAGCAGCUCUCACACACAGAGGAUCACAUCCAUUUCCUCCAGAGUUAUCAGUCUCUCUCCAGUAUCAGUGUAUCUUCAGACUUACCCAGCAUCGUUGUCCGUCCCCUUCAGUACUUUGGAGAUGUGAGUAAGACUGUGUCUGAAUUGAGAGAGAAAGUAGAAGACUUCCUUAAAGGAGAAUGGACCAAGAUCUCCACUACAGUGAAUAUAGUGGAUGUUGUACUGCCUCCAGAGCCCAAGACCAGAGAAGAGUUGUUACAAUAUUCCUGUCAGCUCACACUGGACCCAAACACAGCACACACACGUCUCUCUCUGUCUGAAUGGAAUAGAAAGGUGACCUAUACASGCCAAGUCCAACCAUAUCCUGAUCAUCCAGACAGAUUCACAAACGACUUGAUGGUGCUGUGUAGAGAGGGUCUGUCUGGACGCUGUUACUGGGAGGUGGAGUGGAGUGGGCUGUGUGUUAUUACAGCAGUCUCAUAUAAAGACAUCAGCAGAACAGGSAGAAGUAAUACAUUUGGACUCAAUGACAAGUCCUGGAGUUUACACUACUAUGGUGAUGGUUUUUGGUUCAGACACAAUAGUGUUAGGACGAAAGUGCCAGGCCCUCAAGCCUCCAGAGUAGGAGUCUACCUGGAUCACAAGGCAGGUACUCUGUCCUUCUACAGCGUCUAUGACACCAUGACCCUCCUCCACAGAGUCCAGACCACAUUCACUCAGCCACUCUAUCCUGGGUUUUCUGUUGAUUGUCUUUUCUCUGGUACUGCUGAGCUGGUUAAACUGUAGUGGGGUCCAUAUAGAUACUAGUCAUGCUGGUGUAGUCUAUAGCUGAGCUGGUUAAACUGUAGUGGGGUCCACAUAUAUUCUACUCAUGCUGGUGGUGAUGGUCCCCAGAUAUGAUGAUUCAUUCUGCUCUGUUUGUCUUUACAAAUGUUUUUUUCUGACUGAUUUGAUCUUCAAAGUUUUCAUCCAUUAAAAUGCAUUGUUUUAA
Molecule: messenger RNA, 1810 nt
Organism: Salvelinus sp. IW2-2015
Lineage: Eukaryota; Metazoa; Chordata; Actinopteri; Salmoniformes; Salmonidae
Source: RefSeq, a predicted model, not a curated record